AUUCCCAUGAACCAACUCGAGUUACCACCAUCAAUUGCUUCAACCAUAAGCUAAGUUGAAUCUACAGCCCAAAAACAAUUCAAAUAACUUUUCUAUGCAACCUCCAGGUUCACCACAAUAAAAACCACAAUUCCACAUCACACCCCGUUCAAUCAUAUCCUAAUGAUGUAUUCCACAAGCAAGUCUUUCCGGAAAGAAACAAGCAUUACCAACACCAAAUGCAGUGAGAUAUCCCAUUUCAGCCACCCAAAACACAAGCUCAGGUUUGAAUACUCAGAAUUCCCUUUCAAAUGUGAUGGUUGCAAGGAAGUUGGCAUAGGCUCACGCUACAAGUGCUCCUCCAUUUGUGACUAUGAUCUUCACAUGCAUUGUGCCAUUCCUUCCCCUUCUCUGUACCACCCUUUCUACCCGAAAUGCUCCUUCCAGUUUCUCUCCAAGCCACCAGGUAACAUCCCUCGUUACUGCAAUGCAUGUGAGAAGGGUGUGACAGGCUUCGUAUAUCACUGCAUGACAUGCGGUUUUGACCUUCACCCUUGUUGUGCAAAGCUUCCAAUGGUGCUUGAUGACGGUGAGAUCAAGCUUUACCUCUACAGGAAAGUGAGUUCACCGUGUCAUCGUUGUGGACAGAAGGGGCGUAGCUGGAGUUACAGGUCAUCAUGCAAGAAGUGCAAUCUGCAUGUGGCGUGUGUGAGGGAGAUGAUUGUGGAGAGUUGGCACCAGAUUUACAUUGGAAGGAGCAAGAGCAAUAAUGGAAUGAAAAUGGUGGAGAAUGGGAUUCCAAGCCUCAAAAAUACACUGCAGGCAAGUCAUAACAGCAGGAUCAAAGGGAAGGUGAGGAAAUGCUGUGAGAUAGCUGGAAUGGCUGUGCAGGUUGUGGUGUCUGCUGUGUUGGGAGAUCCAACGGCUCUGAUUGCUGGGAUUAUGGGGUCAGUGAUGUCACGGGCUUGAUCUGGAACAUGAUGAAUGGUGACUAAUUUGAAUAACUCUUCAAUAAGGGUGCAGCAUUUUAUAGAUAGGCACAAUCAAUUAAAACUAAAGAUAGUUAAUAUAAUAAAAUAACUUUUUAUUAUUGUUUUAAUAUACAUUUCGUUUUCAAGUGAUUGUGUAUGUCUACUCAUACAAGAAUUGCUCUGGUGAUUGCCUCAGUUUGUGUAUCAUAUUAGUUUGUAGAAGAUGUGUGUCGGAAAAUUGGGUAUGUAUAGUGGAAGGAAUGUGACUCUGUUUUUUCUAAUCCUGUGUAUUGUUCAACUAUCUGUUAUGAAUAUAUUCACAUGAAAGUUUUGGCUGUGAAACUUUUUUGCAAUAUGUAGUUUAAAAUUUUCUGAUAAAUGUUAGGCAUUAUUUGUUACAGAUGAUUUACUGUUAGCUGGGUUGUUAGUUGGUUAAGCUGAGUUGGUUAGUUUGUUAAGCUGAGUUGGUUAGUUUGUUAGACGGUUGAGGUUAGUAUAAAGGGUGUUAACUAAUCAAUUGUAAUCAUGUUGAAUAGUGAAUAAACUUUCUCUCCUUCUCUCUGGUUUCUUUC
This is a messenger RNA of Lotus japonicus, 1522 nucleotides long. RefSeq names its product protein VACUOLELESS GAMETOPHYTES-like. The transcript is spliced from 2 exons. The record is from RefSeq and is a predicted model, not a curated record. The coding region runs from base 163 to 948 and encodes 261 amino acids. Lineage: Eukaryota; Viridiplantae; Streptophyta; Magnoliopsida; Fabales; Fabaceae.